AUGCCCCAGGCUCUGGAGCAAGCCGAUGGCAGAUGGGCCUGGGUAGUGCUGCUGGCCUCCCUGGUGACCCAGGCCCUCACCGCGAGCUUCCCUUCCUGCAUCGGCGUCUUCUUCACUGAUCUACAGCACGACUUCCAGGCCACCAACAGCGAGACCUCAUGGUUUCCCUCUAUCAUGGUGGCCAUGCUCCACGGCGGGGGACCCCUGUGCAGCAUCCUCAUAAAACACUUCGGCUGCCGAGUGACCAUGAUGCUAGGAGGCUUGCUGGCCAGCCUGGGCAUGGUGGCCAGCUCCUUCUCCACCUCACUGGUCCAGCUCUUCCUCACUGCAGGAUUCAUCACGGGGCUGGGCAUGUGUUUCAGCUUCCAGUCAAGCAUCACCGUCCUGGGCUUGUACUUUGUCCGCUGUCGGCCACUAGCCAAUGCACUGGCCUCCAUAGGAAUCUCCAUGGGCGUCACUCUCUGGCCACUGCUGGCCCGGUAUCUUCUGGAAACCCUGGGCUGGAGAGGCGCCUUCCUCAUCUUCGGUGGCAUCUUCCUCCACUGCUGUGUAUGUGGGGCUAUCCUGAGGCCUGUUGCCACCAACGUGGUCCCUGAGCCCAAAGAAGAUCCCCCUCUGCCUCCCAAGACACCGACACCACGCAGCUGCCUGGCAACAUGUGUCUCAACCGUCCAGUACCACCUGGCCUUUGACAUCCUUCGGCACAACAUGGGCUUCUGCAUCUAUAUAACGGGCGUGGUGUGGAUGAUGCUGGGUUUCCCGCUGCCGCAUAUAUUCCUGGUGCCGUACGCUAUGCACCAAGGGGUGGAUGAGUAUUGGGCGGCCAUGCUCAUGUCGGUCAUCGGCUUCUGCAACAUCUUCUUGCGGCCAGUGGCAGGGCUGCUGGCCGGCAGGAAGAGCUUGGCUGCCUACCGGAUAUAUCUGUUUGCCGCUGCGAUCCUUGUCAACGGGCUCACCAAUCUAUUAUGCACCGUGUCCGCAGACUUCUCGGUGUUCCUAAGCUAUUGUCUGGUGUACAGCGUGUCCAUGUGUGGCGUCGGGAUCCUCUUCUUCCAGGUCCUCAUGGACAUUGUCCCGAUGGAUCGGUUCCCCAGCGCCCUGGGCCUCUUGACUGUCCUCUGCGGUGUGGCUUCUCUCGUCUCUCCACCACUGGCUGGACUCCUGCUGGACGCGACCAACAACUUCAACUACAUUUUCUACGUGUCAAGCUUCUUGCUCAUCUCAGCCUCCCUCUUCAUAGGCGGGGGCUUCUAUGCCGUGGAUAAGAAGAAGCUGAGGCAAAAUGGGCAAGUCAAGGUGGAAGGCGCUGUCUCGGAGGUCACCCCGAUGCAGGACCUUACCUCGGAAGACAAGGCCAGCACCAAGAAGCAGCUGUGCCCUGAAAAAAUAUAUGUGAGCAGUGUCUGAACUCCAGAGGUCGCAUGCAACCUGCCUCCGAGCUCGGAAGUCCCUGAGGGACCGUCCUUCCAGAAAGCAGAGUGUAGAAAUAGGGCCUCCGUGGCCUUCUUCCUUGGGGCCCAGGAAAGUGGGUCUGAGCCCCGCUCACGAAGCAGCCAUGGCUAGCUGCCCUGGGCUGGCUUCUCACAGCUGCGCCUACAACACAACUCUCUGUGUUUUCCCACCCAACCUUCCCAUGUCGGUUGUCCUUCUUGGCCUCCAGACAAUUCUGAAGAACUCCCUCCUCAGAUAAUCAGCCCCAACCCCCUAGGUCAGGAGGAUUAAGGGGGCUGCUUCUGAAGGGACCCUCACGCUGAUGGAGCCAUAGGAGAGGAAGAGCAGAGGCCAGGAUAAGUCGUUGGCCUCAGUACAGGAUAGGGACAGAUUGACUGUUCGGUAGAGCUCAGGUCCUGACACCUAUGCAGAGAGCUGUCCCGGAGGGGGUCCUCCUGCUUGGGUCUCAGAGUUUAUGAAGUCUGAGGAGUCUUCUACUGUCCGCCAAGCAGGGCCUGAGGCAUCAUCUUCUCUUUUACCCCACUUUAUGUCCACGUAAGGGAAGGCAGACGCUGACGGACCCAGAGACCGGAAGGCCGGCCAGGCAGCCUAAGGGACACUAUGAAAACUGAACUUGUAUAUGCAAACGGUAGCCUGUGCUCUGCUCUUGGACUUCUGAGGUUCCCCUUUCUCCAGGAGGCCAUCGAUAGAGUGAGGCAUUAACCCUGAGGCAACAGCUGCUGCUACCCUGAACUCAUGGCCUGGAGCUAUGCCCAUGUGUACACACUUCUGCUGCUGCCCUCUGAGGUCAUUACCCGGGGCUAGCUGUCAUCAGCCCAGGCUUUCACAGCAGGGCACUCUUGGGAAUGGGAAAACAGACUGUUUGAAUUAUAGACAAAAACAUUCCCUGAAGCGGGUCAUAAACCCUGGGCUAACAAAGCAGGAAAAACAGCCUGAGUAAAAUUUCCUCCGCUCUCCCAA
Molecule: messenger RNA, 2412 nt
Organism: Mesocricetus auratus (golden hamster)
Lineage: Eukaryota; Metazoa; Chordata; Mammalia; Rodentia; Cricetidae
Gene: Slc16a5
Product: solute carrier family 16 member 5
Exons: 4
Coding region: 1-1407 (468 amino acids)
Biological process (GO): transmembrane transport; monocarboxylic acid transport
Molecular function (GO): monocarboxylic acid transmembrane transporter activity
Source: RefSeq, a predicted model, not a curated record